Funneliformis caledonium is the source of this 298-nucleotide messenger RNA. The record is from the annotation of a GenBank genome assembly. Lineage: Eukaryota; Fungi; Glomeromycota; Glomeromycetes; Glomerales; Glomeraceae.
AUGCCUGAAUUAAACAAGCAUAUUCGAGAAAGAAGACGACCUCAGGAAGAUAUAAGCACCGAUAAUUCUGAAAAUAAUGAAAUGUUUGGUUUAGACAACCAGAUUAGAGAACAUCAGGAAAAUUUAGAUGGAAAUGUUGAAAAUGAUGAAAUAAAAAUAAGAAAUUUGAAAAAGAUCUUGGAUAAUAUCGUAACAUACCGUCGCGUUGCCAACAUAUUGGAGACAAGUCCAGCAUUUAAAUCACACUCUCAUAUAUCCAAGGAAUUACGAUAUUUUUCUGAUAGAUUAUUGGACGCGA